Messenger RNA from Equus caballus (horse), 1217 nucleotides. It is a transcript of the gene TAS2R39, whose product is annotated as taste 2 receptor member 39. Gene Ontology annotation, biological process: detection of chemical stimulus involved in sensory perception of bitter taste; G protein-coupled receptor signaling pathway; sensory perception of taste. Lineage: Eukaryota; Metazoa; Chordata; Mammalia; Perissodactyla; Equidae. Gene Ontology annotation, molecular function: bitter taste receptor activity; G protein-coupled receptor activity. Gene Ontology annotation, cellular component: membrane. The record is from RefSeq and is a predicted model, not a curated record.
AUGAUGAAAACCUGCGGUUCCCCAGAAAAUAAAUUGUCACCUUUUUGGAUCACCUUAGUUUUCACAAUUAUAGGCGCUGAAUGCAUCAUUGGUAUCUUUGCAAAUGGAUUCAUCGUGGCUAUAAAUGCAGCUGAAUGGAUUCAGAAUAAGGCAGUUUCCACAAGUGGCAGGAUCCUGCUUUUCCUGAGCGUAUCCCGAAUAGCUCUCCAAAGCUUCCUGAUGCUAGAACUUACCUUCAGCUCAACAUCCCCAAGUUUUUAUAAUGAAGAUGUUGUAUAUGACACAUUCAAAGUAAGUUUCAUGUUCUUAAAUUAUUGUAGCCUCUGGUUUGCUGCCUGGCUCAGUUUCUUCUACUUUGUGAAGAUUGCUGAUUUCUCCUACCCCGUUUUCCUCAAGCUGAAGUGGAGAAUUUCUGGAUUGAUGCCCUGGCUUUUAUGGCUAUCAAUGCUUAUUUCCUUGGGCAACAGUGUGGUCUUCUUCAAAGACAUCUACACCGUGUAUUCUAACAAUUCUUUUCCUAUCCCCUCCUCCAACUCCACUGAGAAAAAAUACUUCACUGAGACAAAUGUGUUCAAUCUGGUUCUUUUCUAUUACCUGGGGAUCCUCAUUCCUCUGAUCAUGUUCAUCCUUGCAGCCACCCUGCUGAUCAUCUCUCUCAAGAAACACACCCUACACAUGGAAAGUAAUGCCACUGGCUUCAGGGACCCCAGCAUGGAGGCUCACAUGGGGGCCAUCAAAGCUACCAGCUACUUUCUCAUUCUCUACGUUUUCAAUGCAAUUGCUCUGUUUCUCUAUAUGUCCAACAUCUUUGACAUCAACAGUUCCUGGAACAUUUCGUGCAAAAUCAUCAUGGCGGCCUACCCUGCUGGUCACUCCAUUCUACUGAUUCAGGACAACCCUGGGUUGAGAAGAGCCUUGAAGAGGCUUCAGGCUCGAGUUCAUCUUUACCUAAAAGACUAGACUCUAUGACUAACACUCAGAUAAUACCACAACACCUAACCCAACCAGCUCUGCUUUUCCCUCACCUGGUGGGGGGAGGGGGGUUUCUCUUCCUGCCUCCUUUCUACCCCAAACCUGAUUUGAUCUUUUUACCUGAUGUGGUUUUUUUGUAUAAGAGGUUGAUAUUCAUUUCUGUCUUUUACUUCAUGGCACAAUCUUAGUGAUGCUUGACAUAUUCUUUACCUGAUCCUUCUUUUUCUACCUCUCUUUGUUCUGUC